This is a messenger RNA of Vanrija pseudolonga, 771 nucleotides long. RefSeq lists its product as uncharacterized. The transcript has a single exon. The coding region runs from base 1 to 771 and encodes 256 amino acids. The record is from RefSeq and is a predicted model, not a curated record. Lineage: Eukaryota; Fungi; Basidiomycota; Tremellomycetes; Trichosporonales; Trichosporonaceae.
AUGUCCGUCGUGAACGGCCUGCGUCUCGUCGACCUCGAAAUAAGUCACGUCUUCACCCAUACCGAGUCCGGCGACUCGCGGUAUACGGACCAUGCUGUCCUCCACCGGCUCUCCAAUCCCAAUGUGCGACGACUGCGUACCAAGAGACGCAUGCAUCGUGGUCUCGUGCAAUGCCUGAACAACAAUGCCUUGCGCGGGCUGCAGACGAUCGUCAUGACAGAAGCCGACGGCCGUCAGGCUCCUCAGCUGCGAGACGCUUCGACCUGGAUAUACUGCAGCCCUAGCCUUCUGAGCAUCUGCAUUGGGCGGUGUACCGGCGAGCCUGGGAGACGGUGUACCUGCUGGGACGAGUGGGAUCGCUACGAGUUCGACUUGCGCCUCAAGCGCACACAGAAAGUGUCGUUCGAAUACGGCUGCUUCAAGCGCUUCUGGGAGACGUCCGCGGCCCACAGGAAGACCACGAAACGGACUCAAGUGGCGGCGAUGAACUUCCUCGCCCUGGCCGACAGCUCCCUCCUCCCCCUCGAGUUGUGGGCCAUGGUGGGCGACUUCCUCGACGAUCUGGACGCUCUGCAAUCCAAGCGUGCGAGGGAACUGGUGUCCGUCGCCGGCGUUGCAGAGCGCACACGUGCGAUGCGCGGACUGGAGGGGGUUGAGUUUGUCGACGCGCUCGAGGACUGGUUGGCGGCCGAGGGGUUCUCGUACCACCCAGGGAGCAUCGACGCAGACGACACAGACAGUGAGGAUGGCGACGAAGGGGCGGAUACCUAA